This is a messenger RNA of Pocillopora meandrina, 12399 nucleotides long. NCBI's taxonomy places the organism in Eukaryota, Metazoa, Cnidaria, Anthozoa, Scleractinia, Pocilloporidae. The record is from the annotation of a GenBank genome assembly.
AUGAUGCUUUGCAAUUCUUCAAGAAUAUCGUGGUCUUGGGAUAAUUUUUUGGCAAGAGCGAGUGUUUGUUCGAAUCUCUUAACGAUUUUGUUCUCUCAAAUUACUACUGAAUGUUUUAAUUUUGCGGUGGUGGGAUAAGACAACUACUAUGUCUUUGACUGGGGCUAAUACGACCCCGUUGGGUCGGCUUCAUCCAAUAUUGGCCGCAAAGCAGCAAGGAUCUGUAAGCCCGUCAUCUGGCGUGAAACGAGAAGCCGGUAAUUCCGAAUUCGGAGGUGAGUUUCUUAGAGACAGCGCUUUAUCAGCGUGAAAUCUUGGCUUUCAUGCAUGCUAGGAUUUAUGAUUAUCGUGUGGCAAAAUUUAAUUGCAGAGAAACCAAUCAAAACGCAUGUUUGACAGAAUUUUCAGUCAAUCGACAUGAACUGGUAGCGAAUGCUAUAGCUCCCCUGGAAAGCGCACACAUUUUUCGUUAGAUUAAGCUUACCAUAAGUUUUACUUUACGAGAAUUUCACAGAUGUAUGGGACCACAGUAGGAUUCCCUCAGGUUGUUUACGUUUAUUUAUUUUAUCGUUAAUCUUUUCUGAUUAUAGUAUUACUAAAACAAAUUACAAUCAAGUUUUGAGGAUCGCUGUGUUUAGUAACGGUCGAGUUGAUUUAAGCUAGAUUCUAUGUUUCACGGAGAUCGAACUUGUUUUCACUUAUUGGACAGAAUCACAAUAUCCACAAAACAACAAUUAGCUGUUUUCCAAAAAAAAAUAUAUGAAUACCAAAUAUCACCAUUACCCGUGUGAAUUUUGUGCAUUAUUUGACGUUUCUUUGUUCUAUCUUUUAAAAGAAACGAAAACCAGUUUUAAAGCUGUAUUUCACAUGAGUUAUGUUUUUGUUUUGGUAAUCAUUUGAAUAUGAAAGCAGGAAACUAAAAUUUAAGACAAAAAGUAUUUACAGAAUAUGGUGUCAUUCAAUGAUAUAUUAUGUUCCCACUGCAUAUUUGCAGUCUCCUCCAGACAAAAAGUGGUUUGGUUGCACAAUGCCAUAUAAGAUGGCAACUAAACAGGCAUUCUCAUUCACCUGAAGAGGACAGGGAAAUAUUUCCAUAUUAAAAUUUAUUAACUGAUUGGGAGGGCUAGACAGGAAAAUUUUUGGCCUGAGGACAAAACCCAGCCAAUUAUUCUCCAGUUUGGUGCAAUGAAACUCAGUCAAGAAGCAUUGUAUCAUAUGACAUGAUCACUAAGUGUUGAAAAAAAAAAUAGAGAAACAUAAAAUAAAUUCCACCAUAAAAACUUUUUCUUUCCUUCUUGAGUCAGAACAAGGAAAUCAAAAUUCAUAGAGAAAUCAUGACUAAUUAAGAAUUUACUCAUUUUUACAACAACAGCUAACCUAAACAAUGUUAUUUUUUUCUUUGUUGCAUCAAAAGGGUAUCAGUGUUAGGUAGAAUAGCUUUUUCCAGAUCAGCUCACUUUAACCUGUCUGGCCCUACAUGCAUCAGCUUUCAUUAAGGCUUUCUAUAAGCUUGCGUUGCUGGAGGGGUUAUAUAAUAAAACAUGACAAGAUCUUGGGAGUGGAAGGGUUCACAUCUUUUUUAUCCUUUAGAUGGAGAAAGGAAAAAGAAAAGAAGGAGCAGAUGGGGAACAGAGGAAAAGAAAACCUUUAUCCCAGGAAUGCCAACAACAAUGCCACCUAAUCUAUCCCCGGAGCAGCAACAGGCGUACAUUGGUAAGGGAAUGAUGAAUGAUGAUAUUCUUGCUACUGAUUCUCCUUCGUUCUCUUUAAUUGCUCUUAGGAGAAUUUGUUUUCUAGCCAAGACUUGUUUGCUUCUCACCUUGUGUUUCAAGGUAGGAUGUUUUUCCUGUGUGGAUUUCUGGGACAUUCAGUUUAAACCCUGUCUUCAUUUGCAGGGUUUUCACUAUGUGCUGGCUGUGAGCUAAAUUUACCAACCGAAAAAGAGGUGAUCUCUGGCUGUAUAUUGGCUAGGGUUGCUUUAGACUGGGAAAAAAUUAUGUAAUUAGAUCUCAAUUAUAACCUUAACUUUCAGACUAUUUUCUUAGCUAAAACUUGGGAUUUAGAAGAGAAUGAAUGGCUUAUUUCCUUAUAGCCGUCUCUUAACCCUUUAACUCCCAGAAGUGAUUAACAUGUAACUUCUCCCUAUAAUAUCUAUACAUCGUCAACAAAACAGGUAUUGAGAAUACUCAAACUUAUCAGGUAGAGGUUGUUCUCUUGAUCUAAUACCAAAUUCUUGUAACCAAGUCAAAAGGAAAUGUGUAGCAGCUAGAGGAAAGAUUUAGCAAUGGGACUUUGGGAUUUAAAGGGUUAAAUUAGUAGCGUGUAUCUGUUUUGGUUUAAUUUUAACCUUGUUUUGGUUGUUUGUAAUGUAUGAUAAUGAGUUUGAAACAAAGGAAAAUAACAUUUGAACCAAGGACAAAAUUGAACCACAACAUAUCUGCUAUCCCCUGGUUCCAUGAUUAUUUUUCAGAAGUACAUCUCAUAUGGAUAUUUUGACUUUAUGUUAUCCUCAACUUUGGUGGAUAGUGUGUCCUUGUUUCUUAUUUUUUAUCAUUAUUUUUUUCCUAUUUAGCUCAAUUGAAGAUUGAAGAAAUCACCAGAAUGCUUCGAACAGGAGAGCUUGGGAUACCAGACAAUCCCGAUGAGAGGUAUAUCCUUCAAACUGUUCCUUAUACAUUUGCUAGGGUGCUAACAAAGAGAAUUUGUUGAGCAAGCUUCUUCAUGUAGCGAUCAAUUGCUUGAUUCUCAUGACCUCAGUGUUUGAUUUAGGGGUAUUACUUGUCACUACUUGAGGUUGAUUGAACUUAGAGAAAUACCAAUCAAACCAAUUGCAAAGACUGAAGGCCUUAUUAGUGAAUUUUCUCGGCCAUAUUGAAGCAUUUUCAAGCAGAGAUUCGACAGCAGUGAAGAGAGUCAUGAAUUUGGGGUGAUGUCUGGAAAUAAGCUCACAAUCUUAUUUUUGAUAUGUCUACUCAUUUUAUUUUGCAUGUUAGGUCACCAUCUCCAGAGCCAAUUUAUAACACAGAAGGGAAAAGGUUAAACACUCGUGAAUUCAGAGUGAGAAAGAAACUAGAGGAAGAGAGGCAUGUGCUUAUACAGGAAGCCCUGAGUUUAAAUGAAGAUUACAAGCCUCCUGCAGAUUAUAAGUAGGUGGUUUUGCUAUUUUAGUUGUCACCAUUGACACUUUGCUUCAUUUGGAUCAAUUUUUUUGCCAAAGAAAUUUUAGAUUCAAAGGCAGAUGCCACUGCUUUGAAGUAGAUGCAUCUGUUGAUGCAAUUUAUGUUUAUAUUAAGUUGCCUAAUGGUUAGUUUUCAAGACUCUGGUAGAACUCUUUCGCAUGGUUGGCAGGGCUGUGCUCUUGUUGUGUCUGAGUGGCAGAGGCACCCACCUUUAAUCCCUGGACACCUUUUAAACAGCUGGGCAUGCUAUUAUCUUAUUGAAAACAUUUUGAUGUAUGCCUGACCAACUUGAGUAUUAGUGACACUACUGUAAGACAAAGAAUUGAAAGAAAACAUCAUAUUGAGCAUUUGUUUAUUGUGACCUCUCUCUGUUUUUUGUCUCUGUAAACAGAAAGCUUAGUAGCCCUUUACUAUAAGCAUUACAAAUGAGUGGGAACAAAACAUUGUUACCAGGCCAGAUCUUGGUACCUUUGAGCAGCCUCAAGUGAAAUUUUGGUCGGCAACCUAAUUUCUCAACUUCAAACCUGGUUAAUCUUUAUGAAAUUUUGCGUUCUUCAUGCCUUGCUAACAUUAAAAAUUGUACUUCUAAACAACACAGGCCACCAAUCAUAAAAAUCCAGGAUAAAGUUAUGAUUCCACAGGACAACCACCCUGAAGUUAACUUCAUUGGAUUGCUCAUUGGACCUCGGUAUGUUGGUUUCCUUUUAGGGAUCAAUGUGUUUUAAAAUUUCUAGCAAUAAUAUUAUUAAAUACCACCAUGUCAUCAUUGCUGUUUGCAAUAUCCUGAAAAGAAGUAGGAUCUCUGAUAGGUUCAGAGUUCUCCCUCAACAAAAGGAAUUUUCAAACUUGUAGAGCAAUCCUUUUACCUUUUGAAUUUUUACGAACUCAAGAAAUUUAGGGCAGUAACCAGAGGUACCACUGGUGGUAAAUUUUUCCAGUUACUGUUACUGAUCAAGUUAUACAAUAUUCAUUCAUAGUGGUUCAAGAAGAACACUGUUGGUAGUGUUUUCUCAAUGAAUUUGUUGAAUUUUCAAGAAUUCCUGCUAGGUUCAGCAUUCUCCCGAGAUAAAAGAAAUUUUCAAACCUGUCAAGCAAUCCUUUUACCUUUUGAAUUUUUAAGAAUUCAAGAAAUUUUAGGCAGUAACCAGAGGUACCACUGGUGGUAAAUUUUUCCUGUUACUGUUACUGGUUAAGUUAUAUGAUAUUCAUUCACAGUGGUUCAAGAAGAACACUGUUGGUAGUGUUUUCUCGAUGAAUUUGUUGACAACAGAUUCCUGACAAACAGAUUUGCUGUCAGACAGGGCAUCUGAACUCUUUAGAGUUUGGAGCUGUGUUUGCUGGCUGAUGUCUGUCUUUUCUCAUCAGUGGGAAUCCAUAACCCACCACUGUGUUGUAGAUGUCAAUACACUUUGCCCCCUUUUCUAAGUGUUUAUCUGCCAGCUCAUGUUUAUCAGAAAAUUUGCGUUCAAUUGUCCUUUUAUUCUGUUACUUUUUAUUUGUACUGAAUAAGUGAUAGUCUGUGGCAGCUUUUGUGAUAAAUGUUUCAACUUAUGGCAAAGGAUGUCAGACUUGACCCUUUCACUUCCAAGAUCUCAUGAGUAAUUCUCCUUACUGUCUGUCUUACAAUUCUUAUGAUAUUAGUGCAGAGAACUUGGUUUUGGAUCAGCUAAUAAUCCCUUGGUUGAUAUUAUUCUUUAUUCUUGUCACUUGUCUGCUUGAUACCAUAUUGUAAGGAGAAAUUCUGUUUUAGUCACUCAUGGGAGUUGAAGGGCUUUUUAAUUUUUUAAUAAUUAUAUUUGUUUCUCUUCUCAUUCAGUGGCAACACAUUAAAAAAGAUUGAAAAAGAGGUAACAUUGUAUUUUUUGAAUAUGUUUUUCCUUACCUCUUAGAGGGGUAACACUUUAAAAAAAAUUGGAAAAAGAGGUAACAUCAUUUAUCUCUGAUGCAGAUGAUGUGAUGAAACAAGCAAAUUUUGAACUUUUCAGCCAAUAGUCUCCCAUUGUGGUUUCCAAGUCAUUGAGAAUUUAAAUUUUUUUAGAGGAGUUUUUUUCUCUAUCCCUUUACACCUUAAAAUCAGUAUGCAUAUUCUCCAUACUGUUCUCCAAACAAUGUGCUGACAAGGAGAGUUUGUUAAAUAGUCAAGAGCUUAUCUAGUUAUUGAUCAUUUCUAUUAUUCUCAUCACCAUAAUGUUUGACUCAGGGAUGAUAUUAUAAGGAGAAAUUAGAUGUUAGUCACAUAGGGGUUUAAGGGUUAAAUUAUAUUUUGGCAAAGUUGUUCUUUUUAUCUGUUAAGUUGUGCUUGCUUUGGUUUUUCAGAGUAGUGCAAAGAUCAUGAUCAGAGGAAAGGGCUCUAUAAAGGAAGGAAAAAUACACAAUGUAAGAUGGGAUGUUCCUUUUUUUUUUCCAUAUCCUUGCAUGAUUUGUUUUCUUAUAUCCAUGUGUGUUUAUCUCAGUGUACUGUAAACACCAGCAGAUAAGCCACACUUGCAGACAAGUCCAACCAAGAGUUUGUCAAUUGACAUUUCGGAGAAAAAUUUUAGAUAGAAAUCAGAAGAAAUUACAACUUGAGUUGCAUUAUUUUGGUGGCUUCAUUGAACAUAUACCUGCAUAAACCCACUGACAAUGAAAACAGAAAAUACUUUGACUCCUCAGCUAUAACUUUAGUUGUACUAAUUUGGACAUCAUAUCUACUUACUUAGAGUUAUGUUUGAUCUUACUUAAGUAUUGUUUGAUCCAUAAAUUUUUCAUUUCAGUCAGAUUUUCCAUAAAAUUUUCACAUCAAACAAGAAAUAUUCAGUUUGUUCAUUUAGUCCUUUGUUGCCAAGUAGCUUGGCAUUUAACAAAGACCCAAAAGUUUUUGAUAGGCAGUGUCAAUUUUUGUUUUUUUGUGGCACAAUUUCCAGAGGUUCACACAGAUACAUCUCACUGCUGAUUUGUUGUGCAAAUUUUGUGAAAAUAGUUAUGGCUUAUCCGCUGGUGUUUACAGUAAGAGCAGUGGACAACCUUUAUUGCUGCCCCACUUAACAGUGAGGGCAGAGAGCAAGGGAAUGAUUAAGCAGGUUCUUACUUUACCCUGAUUGGUUUUUGUUGUUCAGGGAAGGAAGGAUGGACAGCCAAAUCCUGGAGAAGAUGAAGAGCUUCACGCUUUAGUAACUGGACCAAAUGAACAGUCUGUGCAGAAAGCUGUUGCAAUGGUAAGUCAUUUGAGCCUUCAUUGCAUCUUUGUUUUCAGUGUGAGAGGAAAUUGGAGGCUUGAUUGUUGAUAAGCUUGUUUCUUAAAAGGAUAGGCUAAUUUCUGUGAAAAGUAACAUAAAGUAACAUAGUUGGGUGAAUUCUGAUCAGCGAAUUUAACAAACAGAUCCUUUUUCUCAUUUUUCGCAGAUUCGGGACAUAUUGCGGCAGGGCAUAGAAGCCCCAGAAGGACAAAAUGACUUGAAGAGGAUGCAGCUAAGAGAAUUAGCUGCUCUGAAUGGAACAUUGAGGGAUGAUGAGAUUCUGAGGUAUUAAUCUUAACAUCAGUAUGCAGAAUCUCCUUACUGUUCUCUAUGCAUUUCCCAAGGUGCUGACAAGUAGAAUUUGUAUAGCAAUCAAGAGAUUCUUUAGUUGGUGAUCAUUUCCUUUAUUCUCAUGACCUUAAGGUGUGAUUCAGGGCUGAUAUUGUAGAGAGAAAUUUAAUGCUAGUCACUUUUAAGGGUUAAAGGGUUACCUUCUCACGCUUUUGUGUUGAUUUUAAGAUGCCGAAACUGUGGAUCAGCGGAGCAUCGCCACUGGGAGUGCCCUGAACAGAAAAAUGUCACAAAUAAUGUGCUUUGUACAAAAUGUGGGGCAGCAGGUCAUCUGGCUUCAGACUGCAUUCAAACAGAGUGAGUGCAACAACUACUUCUGAUUGUAGUCAUAAAGCUUUUGUUAUUUUAAUCUGUCUCACAACAUAGUUGUGCAUUUGUUGAUGUGUGAAGUGCAGUGUAAGCAGUAUCGUUAAAUGUCUCAGUAUGUGCUUGGUCAAUUAAGUGGGCCCUAUUUCACUGUUCUGCUCACUGAGGCACAAGUUUGCUUGACUUGAAAUAAUCUUCCUUUAUAGUUGAACUCAGAUAUAAACACAUAAAUAUAUAUAUAAGUAAUUUCUUACUAACCUAGAUUUCUUGUUUAGAAGAGGUACACAUUGACAUGUUUAGCAUAAUCUUACAAAGCGGGAUACUUUGUUAUAAUUGCCCACAAUUUUAGAAACAAAUGAAAUGUUUAUUUAUUUGUGAAAGACAAGAUGAUAAGUGUAGAGGAUAGUGAAAAAAUUAAGUGAUUCAACAUUUCUGAAUUACUUUUGCUGUUUUUUGUCAUAGUUUACCACCUAUUCCUGUGGUACAGGUGGACAAGGCAAAAAUGGAUAGUGAGGUAAAUUUUUAUUUGAAUGUGACCUGUUACUCAUAAGUGCAAUGGAGAAAGAAGUCACUACAAAAUAUUUCCUUGCCUUUGGUGGCAAAGUUGCUUAAUUCUUAACUCCAGUUUGUGACCAAGGCAGAAUUUCUCCUUACAAUAUCAAUACAAUAUCAAGCAGACCAGUGAUGAGAAUAAAGAAAAAUGUAAAUUUGGAGAUUGCUAGUUGAUCCAAUACCAAUUUUUUCUUUCAAACUAACAUCCUAAGAAUUGUGUGGUAGACAUUAACGAGAAUUACUAGUGAGAUCUGGGGAGUGAAAGGAUUAGGGUUUGAAAAGUCAAUUGUUAAAUUCAUCAAGUUUUAGGGAUGGAUGCAAAUGGUAGAAGUAACUUGCAUAUUUUUACUUUUUUAUAGUACAUGUCACUCAUGGCUGAACUAGGAGAAGGUCCUCUGCCAGAGCCAAAGGUGCAGCCAAGGCCUCCGCCCCCAGUGGAACCAAACAGGCCACCUCCUCCUCAGCUCACAGCUACUCCACGUCCCCCUCCACCCAUGCAGGUAUGUUCAGGAUCACAACUAACUUUUUAUGGGGAUGCUGAGUGGCAAUUGAAUAUUUUUGUUUAUGGACCACAACUGUCCGUAGUGAAAAGAAAGUUCUUUGUUUUGUAUAGAGGAUCGAAAUACAUGCACCUGCUGCUAGAAUUACUGAACACAGAUGAAUUAAAUGGAUUUUAAUUCGAAAUUCUAUAAAUAUAGUGCGGUUUUUUAAAAAGCGAAAGGAAGGCUCUUGAUAAAUGCUUUAAAAGCCCAUGCACCUAAUGUUUAUCAUUCCAAGAGUAACGUUUCUUAACUCCCACUAGUGACGACGACAGAAUUUCUCUCUGCUAUACCAAUACAAUAUCCAGCAGACAAAGUGAUGAAAAUAGAGACAUAUAAAUCAUGCUAUUAUCAUCAUCCAAUGCCAUACUAACUUUUUAUGGGGAUGCUGAGUGGCAAUUGAAUAUUUUUUGUUUCAAUUGCUUUAUGGACCAAAAACAUUUUACAGAUGUUUCUUUGCUUAAAACAUUUUUCUACACAUGAAUGAUUACAAGCAAAUUGUAUAAGAGUGCUAUGAAAAAAUCACAGCAGUUUCACCUUCUGGCAACCACUACUAAAAUUCUGGUCAUCAUGAGACUGUAAUCACUAAUUUCUCAGUUGCACUGGUAGCUAGCUGGUUGCAAUUUUGGUUCCAGUUAUUAUGAUCAUGACAAUUGGCUAACUGACAAACAAUUCAACAACUAACAAUUUCUUGGCUGUUGAUUUUUGUAAAGACCAUUGACAAGACUUCAACAUAUUCACCUACUGGCAACCACCACUAAAAUUCUGGUCGUCAUGAUACUGUGAUCAGUCAUUUCACAGUUGCGGUGGUAGUCAGCUGGUACAAUUUUGGACCUGGUUAGGAUGAAGAUAAGUAGCAAACUAGCAAACAGGUCAAUCCCUCAGGGUGAUGUGAGAAGUGAAAUUUUUCAAGGAGAAUAGAGUUUGUAAAUAAAACCCAAUUUAGGAGGAAACAGAGAGAAACAGAAAUUAGAAAUUAGAAAUUUAGGAUAGAGUGAAGAAGAAGCACAAACCAGACUAGCAAACAACAGAGUUAAUUUGGGCAGAAAGGAAAUACAGAUUUCUAUUUUCAUCAAAUUUGGUUCUUGUUUCAGAACACCAAUCAAGAUCGGCCUCCAUCCUCUGCCCCACCCCCAUGGGCUGCACCACCAGGUCCUAAGCCACUGAUGAGCACACCAGUACCCAUGCCUGGGGGAGGGCCUCCUCCACCACCACCUAAUGGCAAUAAUGCUCCACCAUGGGCAAAACCUGGUCUGCUGCCUCCUCCUGGUGGACCACUGAUGGGUAAGAAUGUCAUAGGAGUUGAUUGCCUUAAGAGUAGACUGUCAUGAGAGCAAACUUUCUUAAGAGCUGACUGUCUUAGGAGCUGACUGUCUUAAAAAGCUGACUGUUAUAAGAAAUGACUGUCUUAAGCGCAGACUGUCUUUAGAGCUGACUGUCCAGAAAGCAGACUGUCCUGAGAGCAUGCUGUCUUCAAAACAGACUGUCUUAAGAGCUGAGUGUCUAAAGGGCUGACUGUCUCAGGAGCUGACUGUUUUAGGAGCUGAUUUUCUUAAGAGCUGACUGUCUAAAGAGCAAAUUGUCUCAAGAGCAAAGAUCAUGCCAUUGUCAUCUUCUAGCCGGUUUUCAUUGGUGACAGAUUCAGGAUUGUAGUCAAGAGUGCCUCUGACCCAGUUAGAGUAGAAAAGUGCCAUUGUAAGCUUGAGAGAAUUGGAGUUUGAAAAAUCAAAAUGGUUUACCUUUCUUCUGUUCUCACUAAAUGACUUUUACUGGACUAUAGUGCUCUCAGCUUCUGACUAGGAUGUUAAUUCUGACUGCGACAUAAGUAAAAACUAAUCUUUGAUGUACUUGUUAGUUUUGUCCUAACCUCUCGUUUCUCAUUCCCAGGUCCUCCUCAUCCCCAUCAGCAGGGUGGUCCACCACACCCUCCCCCUUCAGGUGGACCUGGACCAUAUCCACCCCAGGGACCUGGGGGACAUGGACCUCCACCUCCACCCCCACCAGCAUCUGGUGCUCCCCCUCCACCUCCUUGGCAAAGUGAGUAGAGAAACCUGUUUGAAAUAUUUGAGAAAUGUCCAUCAUCUUUGUAAAUGUUGACAUGCCUGUUAAUGCCUAUGUUUUGAUAAGCAAGGAAACUUUAUCAAAUUAUGAUGAAGUUUUUAGUCCAGCGGCAUCAACUUCAUAGGGAGAAGUUGUUUAUUUUUUUAGCUAAAAUCGGUUGCUAAAAUGUUGAGAUGCCUUGAGCAAAAAGGGCAUUUACCAACUCCAUCAGAUGGCCAUGCCCCCCUUUUCCUGAUUCAAAUUUUGUUCAUCAAAGUUUUGUAUAUGGUACUGCUUAGCUAGCAACAUGGCCAAGGGGAAAGUGGCAAGAUAAAUUAUAUUGAAUCACAUGGUGAACAAUUAUUUCUUGUUGUAGUAGCAUGUCUUUAUUACUUUUUCAAUUGGUUGUAGCAUGAUGACUGAGCUGAGCAUGUACUUGUCCAUGUGAGGAGAAGUGUUGAAUAUGUGGAAAUAUUGCAUUACUUUAUUAACACCAGUAAACUAACAAUAUCUUUAUCUUCUCUGGUAGAUCCUGUCCCCCCACCCUGGCAGAAUCAGGGACCUGGAUUUGCUCCACCCCCACCCCCAGGGUUUUCUCCUUAUGGACCACCCAUGCCACCUCCCUCAGAUGGUCAUUGGGUGAGUUUUAGUUCCAUGAAUUGUUUUUUGUUAAUAAGAUGAUUACUGUGAAUUCAGGCUUUACAAGCCCAGUGCCCAAUCUGUAGAACUGCCAGAAUAAUGAAUCCAUUAGUUGUGGUUGUAGUCAAAGCCUUAGAUAGUGCCACCUCAAGGCUCAGUCAAGUCAGCAUAGAAAGGCAGGAAAAAAUCGGGCAAAAAUUGGCAGGGGUGCAUUCCCCAGAUAUUUCUUUUCUGACAACUACCAUGUGAAGUUCACCUGCUAUGUUAUUCAAUACUUCUGUUCAAGGUGGGAGAUAAAGUGGCCCCAUGCUGGACUCUGGUUUGAGAGGUCCUGGGAUCAGAGGUCCUGGGUUAAGAGGUCCCUGGGUUGAGUGGUCCCUGGGUUGAGUGGUCCUGGGUUGAGUAGUCCAUGGGUUGAGAGGGUGUUUCAUUGCAUUGUUCUUGGUCAAAACACUUUAAUCCCACAGUGCCUCUUUCCACCCAGAAUGGCUGGUUCAAGUUAUCAGGGAAGCCUGAUGAAAUGCAGGAAGUAACCUCAUUGUUGGCUGGCUUCCUAUCCGAGGGGGAGUACAUGCAGUAAUACUCCUAGGUGCUUCAUGCUAUGGAGUCUGGGAUAAGCUCCAGCUGUAUGAGCUGCUUGGGUUAAGUAGGGACUUUUUAUAGUUUACCUUUGUUCCAGAGGGUGGAAAAGGAGUUUUCUCCCCUGUCUGGUCCACAAGCAUAGCUCUUCUCUUAGGCAAGAUGCAUUACUCUUGCAUUGAUUGUCUUCACCCAGAUGGGCACAAGUUAAACUGUCAGGAAAAUGUGGCGGGGGGGGGAGAUAAUCUGUGAUGGACUCACAUCCCAUCCCAUGAGAGUAGAAAUACAGAAAUACAGAAAUUGAGAAAAGCCCUGCCUAAGCAUGAACUUGAGCCACUUGGCUCAUCCAACCUUCUUUUCACCUGGUAAUAUAUCACUGGUGCCAUACAUUUUGUUUCAGUCUAUGCUUAAGAACAGUAUUGAUUUAGACAUUCUAAUGAAUGACUUUCAUUUUUAUACCUAGGCACCACCCCCCCUGAUGGGUGCACCUCCUCCUCCACCGCCACCCCCUCCUCCAGGGCCACCUCCUCCAUCAUCAUGAGAGACAGAAGACAGAGGUUGUGGCAGUCAGGGUCACAGGAAAUAUACAAGUGUCUGCGUGGUUUAGCCACAUUUCACCAGAGACUUUGUUAUUACAAAUGUAAAAUCCACAUCUCUGCUCCUGAUUCAUGCAAUUGUAGCAUAGUGAUAAGAAUUUGUUAACUUUGGCAGCUCUCUUGAGGAAUUUUAGUCUUUGUGAUGUCUCUGCUGGAAAAGUCAAAGAUUAAGUUUUAUGUCGAAGCUGGCUGCUCUUAAAGAGUUCCUUUCCUCUCUUCAAUUUUCUCGGCGAAAUUGUCUCCAGAGGUUUUCAUUGUAAAGAAAAUCAACCAUUAAGUUGUUUCUCUUGGUCAAAAACAAAUGUUGUGUCUUAGGAAAUUUCAUAUGCAGGUAGUUGAAGCACAAACGGAGUCACCCUUGGUUUACUUUCUUCGUUUUUAAGAACAAAAGAAACACUUCAAA